AUGUAUAACACGCAUCGCGGAAUGGUCGCCACACCCAACUCCCGCCUGCAGGAGUUGUUGGAUCAACUGCGCCAGGAGUUUGAGAACCAGUCUCGAAGCACUGGCGAGUUUGAGCAUCAAUUGACUGGCCAACUCCAAGAAAUGGAGAUGAUCCGACAAAAGAUUUUUCAAUUGGAGCAGGCGCAGAUGAAGAUGAAGAAUGACUACGAAGCCGAAAUCCGUGUGUUGCGACAUGAACUCGAAUCGCGUGGUGUUCAGACGGUCUCGUCUCAUAUUGCCGGCCCGGCGCAGCAUGCGGCCCCGGCUCAGGCCCCCCCGCCUGCAUUGGGUCAUGGCCCCAGCAAUUUGUUUGGUGGCAUCAUGACCAACCAAGGAGGUAGUGCUCCCGGUCUUGCCCCUCCCCCUCCCCAGGAUCAGCAGCCCGCCCAGCAUACCCUUCAACAGCCUGCUCCCGCGGCUCAACAAGGCGCGCCGCAACCGGCGCAGAGCUCCUUUGGGGGAUAUCAGCCUGGUGCUGCUGUGAACGGUUACGGUCCUGCUCCUCCCCCGACCGCCUCCCCCGGCCCCGGUAAGCGUCCUCGCCCUGCUCCGGGCCCGGCCACUCCCCAGCAGACUCACCAGCUUGCCUACCCGGACCCUCGGGUCUCUCCUCAACUGGCGCGCCCGACCCCGCCGACCCAGCCCAUUGUUCGUGACCGCCCGGGAAACAUGCUCGCCAAUUGGAACCCCGAUGACCUGCCGGCGUCGCAAAAGCGCGAGGGUGCCGAUUGGUACGCCGUCUUCAACCCGGAGGUGCAGCGCGUGUUGGACGUCGAACUGGUCCACCAUCUGGUGCAUGACAGUGUGGUUUGCUGUGUUCGUUUCAGCCGGGAUGGCAAGUACCUGGCCACGGGCUGCAACCGCUCCGCCCAGAUUUUCGAUGUCACUACCGGCCAAAAUGUCGCGACUCUGCAGGAUGAGAAUGUGGACAAGAACGGAGAUCUCUACAUCCGCAGUGUUUGCUUCAGCCCGGACGGCAAAUACCUCGCCACCGGCGCGGAGGACAAGCAGAUUCGCGUUUGGGAUAUUGCCGCUCGAUCGAUCAAGCACAUCUUCACUGGACAUGAACAGGAUAUCUACUCUCUUGAUUUCGCUGGUAACGGGCGGUACAUCGCUUCCGGCAGUGGUGAUAAGACUGUUCGUCUUUGGGAUAUUCUGGAUGGCAAGCUGGUCUACACUCUGAGCAUCGAAGACGGCGUGACCACUGUGGCCAUGUCUCCUGACGGCCACUAUGUCGCGGCGGGUUCGCUGGACAAGAGCGUGCGCGUCUGGGACACCACCACCGGCUAUCUGGUGGAGCGCUUGGAGAGCCCGGAUGGCCACAAGGACAGUGUGUACUCUGUCGCGUUCGCGCCCAACGGCCGUGAUCUGGUCUCUGGUAGUCUCGACAAGACCAUCAAGCUCUGGGAGCUGAACGUUCCUCGCGGCGCGUACCCCGGCGCUGGCGUCAAGGGCGGCAAGUGCAUCCGCACCUUUGAGGGCCACAAGGAUUUCGUGCUCAGCGUUUGCCUGACACCUGACGGACACUGGGUCAUGAGUGGUUCGAAGGAUCGCGGUGUCCAGUUCUGGGACCCGAUCACCGGCAAUGCGCAGAUGAUGCUCCAGGGCCACAAGAACUCUGUCAUCUCCGUUGCGCCCAGCCCUACGAACAACCUCUUUGCCACUGGCAGUGGUGAUAUGCGUGCACGGAUUUGGAGAUACUCUACUUAUACCGGACGGUGA
Aspergillus terreus NIH2624 is the source of this 1761-nucleotide messenger RNA. RefSeq names its product putative transcriptional repressor TupA/RocA (gene rcoA). Gene Ontology annotation, molecular function: protein binding. The transcript is spliced from 8 exons. Bases 1 to 1761 code for a protein of 586 amino acids. The record is from RefSeq and is a predicted model, not a curated record. Lineage: Eukaryota; Fungi; Ascomycota; Eurotiomycetes; Eurotiales; Aspergillaceae.